UUGUAAAAGUUAUUUAGUGUUUUCUAUAUUACUUUUCUAUCUUAUUUCCUACUCUUGGUUGAAACAUGGCGAGAACAAAAGCAUCUGCCGGUGCCAAAGUGGCGUCCGGAAAAAGUAGUAAAGCAAGAUGUAGCGUAGCAAUACCCGCUAGCUCGUCAGGGACUUCAGGCAGCAGUGAGCGGGCGGCACGCAGCGGCGGCGGCGGUGGUGGCAACUCGGUGUGUCCACGGGAGACCCCCAAGUGGCAGAAACCCAUCACUAAUUUCUUCAUAUGCAAAGAACCUGCUCGGGGCACUGAUAAUGAGGAUGAAGGUGUUGAAGCAUCAAGCUCUAAACCGGAGGCUCAGAAACCAACUGUAGAGUCAGAUGAGGAACAGAAGGUUGAGGAGAAACCGAAAAACAAAGAAUUGGAUGAAACUAUUGAGUUGGAGCCCUUAACAGGGGAAGACAGCCACAGAAUAGAGGAAUAUUACCCCAAAGGGCCAAAGGGUAAGGGUACGGGCAAGAAAACUAAGGGGACUAUGGGCAAAGAGAACAUCGACAGAAACGUUGAGAGACGAAACUCAGCGAAACGGGAACUGGAAGAAAUCUCUUUUGGGGAGGAGUCGGAACAUGCUAGUAAAAGGAUUAAAGUUAAUUGAUAGGAUAGUUAUGUUUAAAAAAUCUGACUGGUGCAGUACAAAAUAU
This is a messenger RNA of Cydia amplana, 687 nucleotides long. Its product is annotated as PCNA-associated factor-like. The coding region runs from base 66 to 641 and encodes 191 amino acids. The transcript is spliced from 5 exons. The record is from RefSeq and is a predicted model, not a curated record. NCBI's taxonomy places the organism in Eukaryota, Metazoa, Arthropoda, Insecta, Lepidoptera, Tortricidae.